AAAGAGCUCGUGCGCCAGAGAAUCGACUCUACCCCAUUUUCACGUUUCUGUCGCGCGUUUUCACCCACCCAACCGACCGACCCACAUAUCACUGGAGCUGCACGGCUACCCCCCUUUUUUCUUUGAAAGACCAGCUCGUCUCGGCCAAGGAACGUUAGUAAGCCUGCCAGCAGCGCGAAACACGGACAAGUGAGCCGGCCCCGUUGUCACGCGGGAGAGAGUGUGAGCGCGACAGAGGGAAGGAAGGAAGGUUGGAGAGAGAGUGCGAGCGCUUUUGGGUGUUUUAAGAGUCUCCCCACCCCCCUCCUCCACCUCCUCCUCCAUCCCCCCUCCCCGUAGCAAGACCCCCGCCGUGCCGCAGCCUCAUCCCACGCCGACCGCGGAAGCCAUGACGCUGGAAGCGAUCCGGUACCGCUCCGGGUCCCUGCAGAUCCUCAAUCAGCUGCUGCUGCCGCACGAGACGGUGUACGAGGAGAUCCGCUCGGUCCAGGACGGCUAUGAUGCCAUCAAGAGUAUGAAGGUGCGUGGCGCUCCUGCCAUUGCCAUCGUGGGCUGCCUGAGCCUGGCGGUGGAGCUGCGCGCGGGCGCCGGCGGCGACGACCCCCUGGCCUUCAUCCGCGAGUCGCUGUGCCACCUGACCUCGGCCCGGCCCACCGCCGUCAACAUGGGCCGCGCCGCCCGCGAACUCAUGGAGUUCAGCGAGAACGAGAGCAUGGAGAAGAGCGGAGAGGCACUACGGGACAGCGCGAUUGGCUGGAUCGAGGAGAUGCUGGAGCGGGACGUGAGUGACAACCGGAAGAUCGGGAACUUCGGCGCCCAGCACAUCCUGUCCGGCGUUCCGAGGGACUCGGUCAGCAUUCUCACGCACUGCAACACCGGAUCACUCGCCACCGCCGGAUACGGCACCGCACUCGGUGUGGUGCGCUCCCUGCACUCGCUGGGCCGCCUGAAGCGCGUGUACUGCACGGAGACUCGGCCGUACAACCAGGGCGCGCGGCUCACGGCGUACGAGGCCGUAGCCGAGGGAUUCCCCGCCACGCUCAUCACCGACAGCAUGGCCGCCCUCACCAUGAGGGAGAAGGGCAUCACCGCGGUGGUCGUCGGGGCCGACCGAGUAGUCGCCAACGGCGACACGGCCAACAAGAUCGGCACGUACCAGCUGGCCAUUGCCGCAAAGCACCAUGGGAUUCCGUUCUACGUGGCAGCGCCGAGCACGUCGUGCGACCUGAGCCUGGAGAGCGGCCGCGACAUCGUGAUCGAGCAGCGCCCGGCCGAGGAGCUCACCAGCAUCAACGGAGUUCCUGUCGCCGCGCCAGGUAUAGAUGUGUGGAACCCGGCGUUUGAUGUCACCCCUCACCAGCUCAUCACAGGUGGCAUCAUCACCGAGCUGGGCGUCUUCCUCCCCUCCGAGCUGCAGGCUGCCCUGACCGGCCGCCUCACCGCCCUCUAGGCCCCACAGCGCCCUCCGGUGGUCCGGUGGAGCAACGCGGCACAGUGUGCUGCUGCUGCUGCUGCUGCUGCUACCGGCGGCGCCUCAACUGCAACCGUGACCACAACUCACUUUGGUUCUCUUCAUUACUCUUUCUACUAGUGGUACAUCACCAUCACACACACACACACACACUCACACACUCUCACGCACGCACACACACACACACACACACACAAACACACACACACACACACACACACUCAUUGCUGCUCACGUGAGGUAAUGGAAAUUUCACCACACACUCAGACACACACACACACACACACACACACACACACACACACACGCACAUACUGUAGAUACGUUAAGGCAUACUACAAUGAUAUGUAUGAAGGACUAUAGAUACGCUAAACACACACACACACACACACACACACACAAAUGCUGCAGUUGCACACAAAUAUACGGAGAUGUGUGUGCACUCUCAAACACACACACACACACACACACACAUUGUGUACAAGUGUUACACAUGCACACUUGUGAUGUAUACUGAUGUUGCCAGACUCACAAUCGGACAGUCUUAACCCAGGGAAGCAUAUUUGUUAGCACACACACACACACACACACACACACACACACAGACACACACACACACAAUCCUUUACCACACACAAUCAUGCUUUCCUCUCCUCUCUCCUCUCUCUCUCUCUCACAUACAUUAUUUGCCAUCUGUCUGAAUGUCUGUCACUGUGUGAAAGCUGUCAACACCCCCCCCCCCUUCCUCCACUUCCCCUCCUGCCUCCAUUCCUGCUAUCAGUGAUCAGUAACAGUAACGCUAAAUUACUGUAAAAGAACCGUAUAAGUACAGUAACAAACACUAAAGCACUGUACUGAACCCCAUCACUGCAGUGAGCACACAAAUACAAUGUUCAGAGGUGUAACAACUUAAGGAUGUGGCGUUAGCCCUAAACAAAUAGCCCUUAGCUACAAGUUCCCACUUAAGGAUGUGAGGUUAGCCUAAAUAAAUAGCUACAAGUUCCCACUUCUUACAUUUUAAUUUUUUUUUGUUGAUGUUGUUAUAUUUUAUUUUUUUUGCUUAGUAAGUUUACCAACGUUAACUGUUUGGAUUUUCCCCAAUGGGAAGGACAUAGUGUAAAUAUGAACGUAGUUUUAGUGAUUAGUGUACAUAAUGUACAGACAUCCUCUCGACCCGACUUGGAGGGGAUGAGGACUGUAGAUUUGGACUCAAGUUGAGCUGAUCGGAUCUAGAGAAGGGAUUUUAGAAAACGGGCAAAGUGUGCUCACUGUGCGAGCCAUGCCCAACCAAAAGGUCAAGUAUUUCUCCCAAUAUCUUCCCAAUUUCUACUAACGACAUGUUAGCAGCGGUAAAUGUGGGUCCUCACAUGUAUUAACGAUCAAAUCUAAUAACAAUCAAACAUGAUAAAGCAAGAAAAAUAAGAACAAUGUAUGUUGGCUUUCUUGGAAACAUUGGACACAUUCAGUGUCUGUUCUUGACCGACACUGUAUCCAAUGAGUGGAGAUUUGUAGCUGAAAGACCAUUUAAAAAAAAAACGUUAAAAGGAAGCGAAUCAAAGACUGUCCACAAACAUGUCGAAUGUUCUCUGCUAGGUUGUCCUCCCAUACUUCGAGGCUAGUUACUUGGUGCUACGGAGCUUGACGUUUGUGAUCUCCUGUAUUCACCAAACUACCUGUUGCCCUUUCAUGCGUGUCCCCCUGUCUCUCUGUGACAUUGUAAAUAGCCUACAGACAAAUUAAGAAGUUAAAUCAUGGCUAAUCGACCUAUUCCUUCUUUAAGCUAUCCAAGUUGUGACGGCAACUGUGCCAGUUAUUUUGCUGAGUGAUGCACAGAGUCUAUACAUAUCAAUCCUUGGUAAGGGGGGUGGGCGUUCUAGACCUAGAACUUCUUUAGGCCUGUUUUUGUGAUGUCAAAAUACGUUUCCAGGAUACGCUUUGUUUGUUUGUUUUUAUCUUUAUGGUUGCCAAGUGCAGAUGACAUCAGUCUCAGUGACUAUCACCACAAGUCCAGAGUUCCGACGGUCAGUGUAGUUCACAGACGAAUGUGCCGCGACCCAAAGGUGUUCAGGAUGAUCCAAACCCUGAUGUCACUCCACCAACCAGAGAGCUACUGAGGGCAGUGGGACAGAACAGGGCCAAAACCACAGACACGCACACACACAUACACACACACACACACACACGCACACACACAGACACGCACGCACACACACACACACACACACACACAAUUAACCCCAUCUAUCCAUUUAUAGCACAGCUAUGAGACGCUUGGGUACGUUAAGGGAUUUAAAAAAAUAAAAAUAAAACAAACAAACAACAACAACAGAGACAAUACAUAAGGCUAAAAAACACACACAAAUGUCUCGGGGUUCAUCUUGCAUUGUUCGCCGUCAUCCACUUUAUCCUCAACGUCCUCUCCCUCUCUUAACCCCCUCCUCCUCCAACACAAACACACACACACUGUCCCUCAAUCACACACACACAUACACACACAUACUUAUUGUUGGAUGUCACACUUUGAAGGUGGAGGUUGGUCAACGCCUCUGUCUUGGUAUAUGGGCUUUUGUUUGUUUGUUUGUUUGUUUGUUUGUUUUGUCUAUUCAUUCCUUCAUUCACUGUUUGUUUUGGAGAAAAGAGGGAGAGAUAAACGUUGGAGAGCAAUGUAGCAAAUUUCUGUCACCCUCUCUGUGUGUACGAUAGGUUUCGGGGUCCCACGGUUCCAUUUAUUUCCGAUGUAUCUUCUUUGGCUGUGACUUGUCAUUGUUUUUUUUUAUGAUUAUUAUUAUUACGAUUAUAAUCAUUUCUUUUUUUAAAACCUUGAUUUUUUGUAAAGGUAUGAAUAUAAAAUGUGACUCUUAGUGACAAUACAGUUGUUUUACAAACUUAUUCAGGAGGCCCUCUUGGCACCACACACACACACACACACACCAUCCCACUCCAACGAAGCAAAGUGCCAGAAUCAGUGGAGUUUGGUGCAGGGAUGCCAUGCUACAGGUUGAAUCAGGCGGCCAUCUUGGCAAGGUCCAUUAUACCCUUGUUUUUUUUUUUCAAAUACGUUCUUUAGAUCUUGGGGAAAUUCUAUAGAAAACAACAGGUGUUCUAUCCAUGUGAUAAAUUGAUGGCAAUAAUAGGUUUCAAGGCCCAUUUAGAUGUGUUUUGGCAGGGGUGAUUUGUUAAAGGUUCUGGGUACAUCUGAAGUCUUGCUGUGUAGACUAGCACUCAGGCUAAUUUACAAUUAGUUCAAAAUUCAAAAUCAGGCUAUAUUUAGUUGACUUCUUUAGUUUGCUUUGAAUCCCAAUUGAAAUUGUUUUGUUUGCAAAUGUCUUGUGCUGUGCAAUAAUGGCAGCCUGUUUCGUUCCCUUUAGUCUGUACCACAAAGGACUCGGUCUGUCGAUGGACAAAAACCCAUAUUGACCUUUGUCCUCAACUUACCCUCCCCUUCUCCCUCCCUUCCCCCCCCCAAAAAAGAGAUGAAAUCAGUUUGUGUUGCCAAAAUGCAGCGGUGAAUGGUGCUGUAAGCUUUCAACCAAUGAGAGUUCUCCUCGGUGCCUUUGUGACCAAUGGGAGAGUGGUGUUGGUGGUGAGUGGUUGUGUUCGGUGGAGAAGGCCUCUCUUUUAGUCUAGGUUUGUUCUUGUUCUCCUCAUUACUAAUCACAAUGACAUUCAGUUUUUGUACUCUGUGGGAAUAGGUUAAAAAAAAAAAAACAAGAAAAUAAAGCUGGAUGUUUUUAUACAUAUAUGAAUAUAAAGCUGUAUGCGGCCGACAUGAACAAAAAAAAAAGAAAAGAAAAGAAGCGUCUCUUUCACGUUAAAUGCAAAUAAAAGAGGAGAUGAUCACC
Sardina pilchardus (European sardine) is the source of this 5313-nucleotide messenger RNA. It is a transcript of the gene mri1, whose product is annotated as methylthioribose-1-phosphate isomerase 1. Bases 389 to 1450 code for a protein of 353 amino acids. The record is from RefSeq and is a predicted model, not a curated record. The transcript has 6 exons. Lineage: Eukaryota; Metazoa; Chordata; Actinopteri; Clupeiformes; Clupeidae. Gene Ontology annotation, molecular function: S-methyl-5-thioribose-1-phosphate isomerase activity.